Molecule: messenger RNA, 1320 nt
Organism: Parastagonospora nodorum SN15
Lineage: Eukaryota; Fungi; Ascomycota; Dothideomycetes; Pleosporales; Phaeosphaeriaceae
Exons: 3
Coding region: 1-1125 (374 amino acids)
Source: RefSeq, a predicted model, not a curated record
AUGUCAGCAAACUGGAGGAUUGCGCAACCAUAUUGUGUAGCCCUUGCGCCAGCGCCAAAGAGUUUCAAACUCGCGGACCCGUUAUGGUACGCUGGAUGCAAGACAUUGAGCGGUGAAGAUAAACUCUUCUACACUGAGAAGUCUUUUGAAACGACAUAUCCGGAUCUUGUUCGAUGGAUGAAAGGCCUUUCGAAUGCUCCACGUUCUUGCUUCGUUACCUUUGGUCAGAAUCUCAGCUACUUCGCAUGCGCUGCCGAUCAAGGGUCCAUAUGGGGCGGUAUACCAUCAGAACUUGAGGACACCGUGCGAAAGGUAGUUGAUAUGCCCACGUUCGUAUGUUUGGGAAAACAUAAUGCUUGGCUGGUCUUGUACCCAAACGGGUACAUCGCCUGGAAAUUCCAUGGCCACUACAGUGCGUUGCAUACGAUUCUGAAUAAUACAGCACCACAAUCGAUAGCAUACGUCGCUCUUUCGCCUUACAACAAAGAGCAUUACUUCAUAGCCUUUAAGGAUAGAUCGAUCAAGUACAACUUCAAAGGCGCGCCCAAAGAAUGGAUGGUUCUAAUGACGGAGGUUUUCAAAUCAUGGGCUACGGAACCUAUGCCAUCUCAACCACCGCCACUUACCCAACCGAACUAUCAAGCUCCACCAAGAUACUACCCGGAGCAGCAGUACCCACAAGGACAGGCGUGGCAGCAACCACAACCAUAUCACCAACAAGUCCAAGUGGCGUACAACCAAAACUCUCCAGCACAAUAUCCAGCACAUCUCGCAGGAUACCAUAAUGUAUCAGGCAUGCCGUCACCCGCGCCAUCCUACCACAGUCCAGUACCACAACACGCAAUGCCCUCCCCAGCGCCAUCUUACCACAGUCCCGUGCCGCAGCACAUGGUUCCCAAUUCACCACAAUGGUCCGGGCCACCACAGCCCCCUCCAGUCGAGCUGCCAGCAAGUCUACCAGUAGAAUUACCAGCAGAGUUGCCCGGAGAUUUCUCACCAGCUGGCCCGGCAUCUGUACCCUCCCAAAAAACCUCUACGGAAGUGAGUCGCUCAUCCAUGGCAUUACUGGCUCGCGAUCUCUGGGGCGCUGACGACAAAUUAGAAAAAGAGAAAGUCGCUGUUUAAACUGUUUUGAGGCAAAGAUGGGGAGGGAAAUUGAGCUGUUUGUCUUGUAUUUGGAUUUUGAUACCCUAAUGUGAUUCAUUCUGCAUGUCCAUUUCGUUGGCAGUUUGAUUUCCGAUGCUGGAGAAUGCGUAUCGAUAUCGAUGCUGUCUUUGUUCAGCUGGGCGUUCGCGAGCAUCCUCACGGUUGGAGAUCAUG